AAAAUUACUGCAUGGACUUUAAACCGAGGCGGGGGAGCGGGUGACGCAGGUUACAGACAAGGAACUGACAAGGAACUGCAUCGAUGGCUAAAUUCUUCACACCGGUUGAAAUCAAUGAGUACAAGGAGUGUUUCUCCUUGUAUGACAAGAAGCAAAAGGGCAAGAUUGACGCCAAAGAUCUGAUCACAGUCAUGCGCUGCCUUGGUACAAGUCCCACAUUCAGUGAAAUUGCAAGACACCUUCAAGUUCACAAGAUUGAAAAGACAGGUGAGCUGGACUUCUCUUCGUUCCUGACAAUGAUGCACAGGCAGAAACAACAGGAAGACCCCAAGACAGAAAUCCUGGAGGCCUUGAGGAUGACGGACAAGCAAAAGAAGGGCUUCAUUUCUGCAUCUGAGCUGCGGGCCAAGCUCACCAUGUUAGGAGAGAAACUCACUGACAGAGAAGUGGAUGAGCUCUUCAGAGAGGCAAACGUCAAGUCAAACGGGACCAUCAAUUAUGAAGAGUUCACCAAGAUGGUUACACUGCCACCUGUUGAUUACUGAUUUUCACUGGAGUUCAAAACUGACUUUACAUGCCACCUGAUGAAGAGAAAGCUUGCUGGAUUAAAACUACGUGUUCUGGCCAGCAGCUGUGCAGAUGUUUUGCUUUAUUUUUCUGAUUAUUUAGUAAGAAUGCAGAAUCUCUUUGAUCUAACAUAUAUUAUAUACACGUGUUUGCUCUUUGUGGAGCAUUGCUGUUUUACUGCCUCAUGUCUAACACAAUAUUCAUUCGGGCGGUUUGUCUCUAAUAGGUUGACAUUUCAUUUACUUAAACGCUUAUACUCUCAGUCAUCGUUUGUCAAGCUGGUUGUUGCACCUAAAUUGAUCGAUUCAAUUUAGAGCUUGAGUCUAUGAUUUGUUUCUGAAACACCUUUUAUGUUAUCUGUUGAAAUCACCUCCAUGUC
This is a messenger RNA of Solea solea (common sole), 946 nucleotides long. It is a transcript of the gene calml4a, whose product is annotated as calmodulin-like 4a. NCBI's taxonomy places the organism in Eukaryota, Metazoa, Chordata, Actinopteri, Pleuronectiformes, Soleidae. Bases 84 to 545 code for a protein of 153 amino acids. The transcript is spliced from 5 exons. The record is from RefSeq and is a predicted model, not a curated record. Gene Ontology annotation, molecular function: calcium ion binding; enzyme regulator activity. Gene Ontology annotation, cellular component: myosin II complex.